GCGUCUUGCGGGCGCUUUGCGGCAGCGUGGCGGAACCAGCCCCUUCGUUUCACGCCGUUGGGGGAUACCUCCGCGCGGCGGCAGUGCGGCCGUCAUGGCGUCGCCCUUCAGUGGGGCGCUGCAGCUGACGGACCUGGAUGACUUCAUCGGGCCGUCUCAGGAAUGCAUCAAGCCUGUCAAAGUGGAAAAAAGACCGGGAAGUGGCGUGGCCAAGAUUCGCAUAGAUGAUGACGGGAGCUACUUCCAAGUUAACCAAGACGGCGGGACCCACAGGCUGGAGAAGGCCAAGGUCUCACUAAACGACUGCCUGGCGUGCAGCGGCUGCAUCACCUCUGCAGAGACCGUGCUUAUCACCCAGCAGAGUCACGAAGAGCUGAAGAAGGUUCUAGAUGCUAACAAAAUGGUGGCACCCAGUCAGCAGAGGCUGGUUGUAGUUUCAGUCUCGCCACAGUCUAGAGCAUCGCUGGCUGCACGGUUUCAGAUGAAUCCUACAGACACUGCCAGGAAAUUAACCUCAUUCUUUAAAAAAAUAGGGGUGCACUUUGUCUUCGACACCGCCUUCUCCAGGCACUUCAGCCUCCUGGAGAGCCAGCGAGAGUUUGUGCGGCGAUUCCGAGGACAGGCCGACUGCAGACAGGCCCUGCCCCUGCUGGCCUCCGCCUGCCCAGGCUGGAUCUGCUAUGCCGAGAAGACCCACGGCAGCUUCAUCCUCCCCCACAUCAGCACCGCCCGGUCCCCGCAGCAGGUCAUGGGCUCCCUGGUCAAGGACUUCUUCGCCCAGCAGCAGCGCUUGACUCCUGACAAGAUCUACCACGUCACAGUGAUGCCCUGCUAUGACAAAAAGCUGGAAGCCUCUAGACCCGACUUUUUCAACCAGGAGCACCAGACGCGGGACGUGGACUGUGUCCUCACAACAGGAGAAGUUUUCAGGUUGUUGGAGGAAGAGGACGUCUCCCUCCCCGACCUGGAACCAGCCCCUCUGGACAGCCUGUGCAGCGGUGCCUCUGCAGAGGAGCCCACCAGCCAUCGCGGAGGGGGCUCGGGGGGCUACCUGGAGCACGUGUUCCGGCACGCGGCCCGAGAGCUCUUUGGAAUCCACGUGGCUGAGGUUACCUACAAACCCCUGAGGAACAAGGACUUCCAGGAGGUGACACUGGAGAAGGAGGGCCAGGUGCUGCUGCACUUCGCGAUGGCGUACGGCUUCCGCAACAUCCAGAACCUGGUGCAGAGGCUCAAACGCGGGCGCUGCCCCUACCACUAUGUGGAGGUCAUGGCCUGCCCCUCAGGCUGCCUGAACGGCGGGGGCCAGCUCCAGGCCCCAGACAGGCCCAGCAGGGAGCUCCUCCAGCACGUGGAGAGGCUGUACAGCAUGGUCCGGGCUGAGGUGCCCGAAGAUGCGCCUGGGGUUCAGGAGCUGUACACACGCUGGCUGCAGGGCACGGACUCGGAGUGUGCAGGCCGCUUGCUGCAUACGCAGUACCACGCGGUGGAGAAGGCCAGCACUGGCCUGGGUAUCCGGUGGUAGGGGCUGCAGCACCAGGACUCCCAGGAGGCCGUGCGUGACAGCGGAACCACAUGCCCCAAGACCCCAGGGCUCCCCCCAAAACUGUGAGUGAGCUGCAGAGUGUGCUGGGACCCGAGCAGGAGCUAGGACUGGCCAGGACCCGCGGCUGCCCCGUCACCUCCAGUUGGGUGCCUCUGGGUUCCCCGCUGGCUCUGCCCAGGUGGGGUGGCCCAGGCAGCAGAAGGUCCCUGAGGUCCCACAGCCUGUUCGUUGGCCCUGGGCCGAGGCCCACAGGUGCUGCCCUUGCUCUUGCUAGUCCGGCACCCAAGUGCCUGAGGGGCUUCAGCCUGUCCUGGGGUUGCCUGAGGCAGAGCAAGACAGGUUCCCACCCCUGACUUCUGGAAGCUUCUCCUGAAGCUCUGUGCAGAAGGUGGGAGACAGAGCUGGACCUGCAGAGGUGGUCCCGCCACAACCCUGUGUGUGGACCCUGGCAGGAGGGGGUGCCGGGCCCCUGGAAAGCAGGGGUUACUGUUACGAGGCUGUGGUCCAAGGCAAGCCAAGUACGAAGCGGCAGCCAUCACUAGCUGUGUCAUCCCCCAGCCAGGUCCCCACCAGGCCUGUCUCCCAGCGUUUGUCUAAUAAAGGCACCCCCCUCAAACAUGCCUA
Molecule: messenger RNA, 2170 nt
Organism: Rhinopithecus roxellana (golden snub-nosed monkey)
Lineage: Eukaryota; Metazoa; Chordata; Mammalia; Primates; Cercopithecidae
Gene: CIAO3
Product: cytosolic iron-sulfur assembly component 3
Exons: 11
Coding region: 95-1525 (476 amino acids)
Biological process (GO): iron-sulfur cluster assembly
Cellular component (GO): cytosolic [4Fe-4S] assembly targeting complex
Molecular function (GO): 4 iron, 4 sulfur cluster binding
Source: RefSeq, a predicted model, not a curated record